This is a messenger RNA of Oncorhynchus tshawytscha (Chinook salmon), 1484 nucleotides long. Its product is annotated as heparan sulfate glucosamine 3-O-sulfotransferase 3B1-like. The record is from RefSeq and is a predicted model, not a curated record. Lineage: Eukaryota; Metazoa; Chordata; Actinopteri; Salmoniformes; Salmonidae. The coding region runs from base 1 to 783 and encodes 260 amino acids. Gene Ontology annotation, molecular function: [heparan sulfate]-glucosamine 3-sulfotransferase activity. The transcript is spliced from 3 exons.
AUGAUCGCCGAUGUGAUGCAGAAACCAGGUCACCCUGCACUGCACAGCAGGAAGAAGUUGCCUCUGAGCACAUUUGGAGAAGUGGGCUUCAGCAUUCCAGCAGUGGCGCUCAGGUGUGGGGUGGCAGUUGGUGCCGCAAGCCCUCAGCCAAUGCCUGACUGGAACCUGAUGCCCAAAGCUCUGGAGGGCCAGGUGGUCCUGGAGAAGACACCCAGGUACUUUGUGACGGCGGAUAGCCCCGGCCGGAUCCACUCCAUGUCCCAGGAGGUCAAACUGAUCGUGGUGGUGCGUGACCCUGUGACCCGCGCCAUCUCUGACUACACCCAGAUCAUAUCCAAGACUCCUGGCGUUCCCAGCUUUGAGUCCCUGACGUUCCAUAACGGGACGGAGGAGGCGUUGAAGGUGGACUCCCUGUGGAGCCCCAUCUGGAUUGGCCUGUAUGCUCUGCACCUGGAGAGGUGGCUGGCCCACUUCCCCUUGGAACAGAUCCACUUUGUCCAUGGGGAGAGGCUGGUGAGCGACCCUGCAGGGGAGCUGGGCAGAGUCCAAGACUUUCUGGGACUUCAGAGGAUCAUCACAGACAAACACUUCUACUUCAACAAGACGAAGGGUUUCCCCUGCCUGAAGAAGCCAGAGGGCAGCAGCAAGCCCCACUGCCUGGGCAGAACCAAGGGCAGGCCACAUGCUGACAUCCAUCCUCAGGUCAUCCUCAGGUUACGUCAGUUCUACCAGCCACACAACCUGCGCUUCUACCAGAUGACAGGGCAGGACUUUGGCUGGUAGGAUGGGAGCCUAGAAUGAGGUGGAAAAAAGAUGGUACCAUCGUUACCGUUCAAAACACAGGCUGCACGAAGAGGAUACAGGACAGAGCUUGAAUUUUGUGACGGUCCUGAUGUCAUCUGGAAUAACUCAAUUCCUCAUGCAACCUGUAUUGGCAAACAAAUCAAAACAGUCACACUUUAUUUUGUGACAGUUAAACCGCAAGAAGUAACAUGAGUAAUGCCAUAGGCCUACUGUGUAACACCAUGGACACACUAAGGAAAGUGACAGCAACAUCCACCGUUGGAAAGCAGGUCCUCAGAACUCUAGUGUGAACUUACCCUUUACUCCACUAGAUGGCAGUCCUUCCCCAACAGAGGCUUAGACAGUAUUGUCGAAGUACUGUAAACUACUUGGAAAAAUGUGGAUUUGUGGUCAUGAUUGUCAUACACAUUUUUUUUCUGUAGUCAGAUUGAGCAAGUAUUACCAUAAGAAAUGACAUGGCAUCCCUUAAUUUAAAUCCAAGACAAUUCAAGGCAGCUGCAUGGGCAAAGACUUGAAAUAUUUAGUAGAGUCCUGCAUUGAUCCAUUCAGUCUGUAGUCGUUUGCAGUUGGUUUUCAUUUAAAUAUUCCCUAGUUAUGAGGGGCAUUUAAACCCAUUUCCUCAAUAUUACCAGGAAUCAUAGACAGAUUCACAGUCUGUAUUGUCCUUAAUUUCUGACAAA